This is a messenger RNA of Cloeon dipterum, 4268 nucleotides long. RefSeq names its product Cyclin-dependent kinase 12 (gene Cdk12). Gene Ontology annotation, molecular function: RNA polymerase II CTD heptapeptide repeat kinase activity; cyclin binding; ATP binding. Gene Ontology annotation, cellular component: cyclin/CDK positive transcription elongation factor complex; nucleus. The coding region runs from base 360 to 3959 and encodes 1199 amino acids. NCBI's taxonomy places the organism in Eukaryota, Metazoa, Arthropoda, Insecta, Ephemeroptera, Baetidae. Gene Ontology annotation, biological process: positive regulation of transcription elongation by RNA polymerase II; protein phosphorylation. The transcript is spliced from 16 exons. The record is from RefSeq and is a predicted model, not a curated record.
GAGCUCUAUGAACGAAUCCUAUGGAUGUUCGACUUUCCUUUAUCAUUCUCGAAGCACAACUUGAAUCAAUUAAAAUCACUAAAUAAACACAUCAUCUAACAAAAUUAGUUAAAGAUUCUCUUUACACAUUAAGAAACUGGCCUCCUGGUCAUCAUUAUUUAUUGACGGCACCCAUGGAAUCAGAGAUAUUAGUCCCGUGAAAGAGCUACUUCUUAUGCGGCCAGCCAGAUAGCGGCCAUACAAAAAUGGAUUUCGACCUGGUGUAGUUCUGGAAGCUUCACCCAAGACCUUCGUUAUUUCAUAGAUUUUGAAAUCAAAAUGAGGCCAAUUUUGACUAAUAUAGUUCAAUUUUCUGAGCCAUGCCCAGCAAUAGAGAUGAAAACAGAAAUGGAAAAUUGAGCAGGAACGAUUUGAGCCCUCGGAAGCGACAUCUUAAAAAGAAGAAAGGCACCCGCAGACGGCGAGGUGGAAAGGGCGCCUCUGGAGAAGUCGACAACUCUAAGGGCCCUCUUGUUGAGUACUCGGAUGUUAGUUCACAAGACCUCUCUGGACCUGAGGCCGGCGAAAUCCAAAGUGAAGACUCGUUUAGCCUCAGUGACGGUGAGGUGAACUCGCCACCCCCUGCUGGUGCAGUCACCAGCAAAAAACACUUGGAGCAGCCCGAAGCUUCAGCCCCUCGACACAGAUCGCCGCCCGAAAUGCCCCGACACCGAUCACCCGUUGACUCCCAUCCAAGGAGCUCCCGAUCAUCUCCCUCCAGAUCAAGACACAGAGAAAGGUCUCCGCCCCCUCUGCCCAAACGUCCGCCAUCCCCUGGCAAAUACAGCAAGCAUGGCAGCCCGGCCAGAAGAACACCGCCGACCAGGCCUUCCUCGCCGCCACCGUCGCCGAUGCAGUUGUUAAGGAACGCGUUGAAAAAUCAGCGUAGGAGUUCUUCCCCGGAGUUUCGUAAGUCGAGAGACGAGAGGAGGCGAGAGAAAAAGAGGCACAGGAAGGAGAGGAAAAGGACUCACUCCCGCAGUCCAAGCAGGAAGAAAAGGAAAAAGAAGAAAUUCUCACGAAGUCCAGCAUCUUCCAACUCUCCACCGCCGCGUCACAAAGUCGGAGGAAGUCAAUGGCCUGAUGGUCCCAUGUCGCCUCCAAAUGAUGUUCCUCGAAGUCCUAGUGACAGGCAACCCAAAGCAACGGUUGUCUCUUCUAGUCACUCUGCAUGCCCCACCCGUCCUCCUUCCAAAUCAAAAAAUAUGCCAAAAAGCACAAAUGGGAGGCGGAAAAGCCGGUCCAGGUCUCCCAGACCUCGGCGUCCCCGGAGCCGAUCGCGCAGUCUGAACAGGUGGAGGUCCAGGUCGCCACUGCCCAGAGGCCACAGGACGCCACCAGUUGGCCCCAGGUCUCCCCCUCUGCCGAGAAAAACGCCACCCAGGGGAUAUUCUCCUCCCCGGCGGUCUCCGAGCAGGAGGGGCACGCCCCAGGCCAGGACGCCUCCGCCUCGCUCCCCGCGCAGGUCUCCUCGCAGAAACAGCCUCUCGCCGUUGCGAGGACCUGUUUCCCCGAACGGCCGCAGAAGGUCUCGGUCGCCAAGUUAUGGUCGGUCAAGCGGUCGGAGGUCGCCGCCGCCCCGCUCUAGGAAACGCUCCAAGUCGCCAGUGGCCAAAGCACUUGCGGAUAACGUGUCCAGCACGAGUCUCUUUGCCGAGCUCUUGAAGGACCGCAAGAACCGCGAGAAGGCCAUGAAACUUGCUGUGCUGAAGGACAUCAAGGAGGAAGGAGAAAAGGCGGCAGCAGAGGGAAAGUCAAAUGCUACUGAUGACUUAAUAUGCAUUCCGGUGCCGUCGGACAAUGGACCAUCAGCUCCCCCGGCUGCCCCUCCCCCACUUCCCGAUCAGGUGGAUGCGUCUGCUGCGAAUGCAGCUCCUCCCCGCAAAUUAGUGUCCAUCAAACUGAACACGCCGCGCAACCUCAGUCUAACCAAGCUGCCGAUGCCGCCGGGUAUGAAUCAAAACGACUUUCUGAACAGCGUGUCUCCACCGAGCGGCGGAGACUCGCCGCCGCCUGAGCCCAACACGUCCAAGAAGAUUGGCCAGGUGAGGCGAAGCCUGAAAGACCUGCCCAUGCCCCCUGGGGAGGGUGACGACACGUCGGAAGACAUGUCUUCGCCUGCGAGAAUGGCUCUGAGAGCCAAAAUGAAGCUCAAGCGGCCUAAGAUCCUCAGCAGAGAUAUAUACGAUCUCGGGCCGAUGGCGCCGGGCGGCAAAGACUGGGGUGAAAGGUGUGUGGAUGUGUUCGAGGUGAUCGACCAGAUCGGAGAGGGGACCUACGGCCAGGUGUACAAGGCCAAGGACAACAUUUCCGGUGACAUGGUUGCGCUGAAGAAAGUUAGGUUAGAAAACGAAAAGGAAGGCUUUCCUAUAACCGCAGUAAGAGAGAUAAAAAUCCUACGACAACUGAAUCACCCAAACAUCGUCAAUUUAAAAGAAAUAGUGACUGACAAGCAAGACGCGCUAGACUUUAAAAAGGACAAAGGGUCGUUCUACCUGGUCUUUGAGUACAUGGACCACGACUUGAUGGGCUUGCUCGAGUCCGGCAUGGUCGAUUUCAACGAAAUCCUCAACGCAAGCAUAAUGAAGCAGUUGUUAGACGGUCUAAAUUAUUGCCACAGAAAAAACUUCUUACACAGGGACAUAAAGUGCAGCAACAUUCUAAUGAACAACAAGGGUCAAGUGAAGCUGGCCGACUUUGGAUUGGCUCGCCUAUACAACGCCGAAGACAGCCAGCGUCCCUACACCAACAAAGUGAUAACCUUGUGGUACCGCCCGCCAGAGCUGCUCCUCGGCGAGGAGAGGUACGGACCCGCCAUCGACGUCUGGAGCUGUGGAUGCAUUUUAGGAGAACUCUUUUCAAAGAAACCAUUAUUCCAGGCCAACACUGAAAUAAUGCAGCUGGAGACGAUAUCGCGUCUGUGCGGCACUCCCACGCCCGCAGUGUGGCCCUCGAUUACUAGACUGCCCCAAUUUAACGCGUUUAAGCCCAAGAAACUUUACCGGCGGAGGUUGCGGGAGGAGUUUAUGUUCAUGCCUGCGGGAGCGCUGGAACUGCUGGACAAUAUGCUGUGCCUGGACCCCAACAGGCGCAUCACGGCGGAAAAUGCUCUGAAAUGCAACUGGCUAGUGAAAUACGAACAGCAGCAGUGCAGACUUCCUCCUCCCCAACUGCCAACCUGGCAAGACUGUCACGAGUUGUGGAGCAAGAAACGAAGGCGGCAAAUGCGGGAGCAGGAGGCGCUCGCCAACCUGCCGCCCGGCAAGCCCCGCGACAAGCAAAACGACGACCCUUCCGGGGGCUCAUCGAAAGCUUUGAAGAAAGAAGCCGGGUUCGCCAAUCUAGGAUCUCGGCCAGCAUCCGGCUCCAAUUCCCCGGUCAACCGUGAGAACAACAAAAAACUAGCCCACCUCUCGCACCUGCUGUCCUCCGGCAAACCAGUCACAAUGAGACAACUCCUCAGUAUCAAUAUGGAAGAUAUCGACUCUAACUUCAAGCCGUACCUGGACGCGAUGCACAAGGAGAUUUUAAACGCUGUAUCCGCCUACAACCAACACGUGGAGAACGAUUUUCCCAUUUUCAACGACCCGAAACGGGAAGUAAAAUCGGAAUUGUUCAACGCCCACACAACCUACGCAGGAGACAACGCCUCAGCAGCCAGUAGUCACACGCACUCAGCCCUCGCCACGGAAGGGGUGAAAAGCACCCUGCAUGAACUCCUGCGGCGCCACAUGCUGCCCACGUCUGGUAUAUUUCCCCCGGGUGAUAUGUCUAAUAGUGGCGAAGCGACUAGGAGUCCCCACGUCGCAGCGUCCAGGCAAUUUCACAGAGUUGGAAACCAGGUGCCGGUAGGUUUGCCCGCGCAUUUCCCUUCGUAUCCCUCAAAUGCAGGCCCCUCGUGGCAACCUUCUGCCAGGUGAAUCAAGCGGGUUUCGGUUUCUUCUCUUUAAAACUGCCAACGAUUUGAAUUUGCUGUGGACCUUUUGUUAUCAAUGGUUCUUUUUCUAUUAUUAAUUAAUUUUUUGAUCAUAAAGUGCCUGAAACACCUCAAAAAAUACUACAAAAUUCACUGUACGGCUUUCAAUGUCCUCCAAAAGAAUAUGUUUGUGAAGCGCACUUGUGUGGCUAAGACAUGAUUAGCUUUAAACAAACAUGUCGACCUUUUUUGUGAACAUUAGUGUAACAAUAAAUUACAAUAGGUUAACUAUAUGGUUAAUUUGAAUUUUGAA